AUGUGGACACCUCCCACAUUUUCUGGCAGUAGUUUCAGCACCGCUGGGCGGCAGCCUCCAGUUCCACCAGACACCAGGGCACCCCCUCCCUCUCCUGGAGGGACCAGGAUCUCUGUUCCCCGUUGGUGUUUUGCCACCGAGGCCCCUUGGGGAGAGACCGCUCUACCGAGGACCACAGUCCGAGGUCCACCUCUUCGCCUUCUCAGUCGGCCACCGGGGAGCCCACCUCUCUCCGCUCUGGACGUCUGGGCUCUCUGCAGCGCUUCCCCACGCCCAUCCGGGAGUCGAGUGCUCACUCCUCCAGUCGCCACUGUCACCACUCCGGGAGUCCCACCUAGUCCUCCUCCCACAGGCACCACCGCCCCAGGUCGCCUAAGGACAGUUGCUGGCAGCGAAGUGGACCCGCAAGGAGGACGCUCUGUCUUCCUGGCUCGGAGCGCAGCAGCUUCAGCAGCAGCAGGCCCAGGCCCCUCCAACCAACUUCCUGUGGUACGGAGAUCCCGCCUCCCUCCCCGGACCCCUCAGUGUUCUCAGAGUCCGGCCCAGCCAAAGUGGGCCGGGUCCUCACAGAGGCUGCUUGACUACUCCGACUCAGACCAGGAGUCGGCCUCUCAGGUAGCCCAGGCCACCCUGACCAAGGACACCAUGGAGAGGCAGCAGGCAGCCCUCGCCUUCUCCACUAUGGCAGGACUGGCCCAACUCAACGCCUGGUUGAAGGCACUGGCCGACAACCGUAACUACCUCCACCCAGACUCGGCAUUCGGCGUCUACAAGGCCCUAUCUACCCAGACUCGCCUCCGCCUCGGCUAUUAA
Messenger RNA from Homarus americanus (American lobster), 813 nucleotides. RefSeq names its product mucin-7-like. Bases 1 to 813 code for a protein of 270 amino acids. The record is from RefSeq and is a predicted model, not a curated record. NCBI's taxonomy places the organism in Eukaryota, Metazoa, Arthropoda, Malacostraca, Decapoda, Nephropidae. The transcript has 2 exons.